CCCGACCCUACCCCCGGGCCCCAGCCGUCGACCGGCAGCGCCCCCACCCCGCCCGCUAUUUAUGCGUACUUGUUCGCCGAGCGAGAGUCGCCGGGGAUGGGCGUCGUCCUCCUGCUCCAGAGCUCACUCCGCUCGCGCUCCUCCGCCACCGUAGUUCAGGAGGAGUGAUAUCCAGUGGUUGAGUGCUUCAAGUAUUUGAGAUUGAGACAGAAAAUGUCUUCCUCAAGGCCUACUCAGUGUUCCAGUUCAUCCAGCAGGACUCGCCAGAACUCACGAGCAAGGAUAUUAGCACAAACAACCCUUGAUGCUGAACUCAAUGCAGAGUAUGAAGAAUCUGGUGAUUCCUUUGAUUACUCCAAGUUGGUUGAAGCGCAGCGGAGUGGCCCACCUGAGCAGCAAGGGCGUUCAGAGAAGGUCAUAGCUUACUUGCAGCACAUUCAGAGAGGAAAGCUAAUCCAACCAUUUGGUUGCUUGUUGGCCCUUGAUGAGAAGAGCUUCAGGGUUAUUGCAUUCAGUGAGAAUGCUCCGGAAAUGCUUACAACAGUCAGCCAUGCUGUGCCUAAUGUUGAUGAUCCCCCAAAGCUAGGAAUCGGUACCAAUGUGCGGUCCCUUUUCACUGACCCAGGUGCCACAGCACUACAAAAGGCACUAGGAUUUGCUGACGUUUCUUUGCUGAAUCCUAUCCUAGUCCAAUGCAAGACCUCAGGCAAGCCAUUCUAUGCCAUUGUUCAUAGGGCAACUGGUUGUCUGGUGGUAGAUUUUGAGCCUGUAAAACCUACAGAAUUUCCUGCCACUGCUGCUGGGGCUUUGCAGUCUUAUAAGCUUGCUGCUAAGGCAAUCUCCAAAAUUCAGUCACUACCAGGUGGGAGCAUGGAGGCCUUAUGCAAUACCGUGGUUAAGGAAGUCUUCGACCUUACAGGUUACGACAGGGUGAUGGCUUACAAGUUCCAUGAAGAUGAGCAUGGGGAGGUCUUUGCGGAGAUCACAAAACCUGGUAUUGAGCCUUAUCUUGGCCUUCACUAUCCGGCCACUGAUAUCCCUCAAGCUGCAAGGUUCCUUUUCAUGAAGAACAAAGUACGAAUGAUCUGUGAUUGUCGUGCAAGAUCUGUGAAGAUUCUUGAAGAUGAAGCACUCUCCAUUGAUAUUAGCUUGUGUGGUUCAACUCUUAGAGCACCACACAGUUGUCACCUUCAGUAUAUGGAGAACAUGAACUCAAUUGCAUCCCUUGUCAUGGCUGUUGUGGUCAAUGAAAAUGAAGAGGAUGAUGAACCCAAUCCUGAACAACCACAGCAGCAGCAGAAGAAGAGGCUGUGGGGUCUCCUUGUUUGUCAUCAUGAGAGCCCCAGAUAUGUCCCGUUUCCACUGAGGUAUGCCUGUGAAUUCUUAGCACAAGUGUUUGCUGUCCAUGUAAACAAGGAGUUUGAAUUGGAGAAGCAGAUACGAGAGAAAAGCAUUCUACGAAUGCAAACAAUGCUCUCUGACAUGCUAUUCAGGGAAGCAUCUCCCUUGAGUAUCAUAUCUGGGAGUCCAAAUAUCAUGGACCUAGUUAGAUGUGAUGGUGCUGCUCUUUUGUAUGGGGACAAAGUAUGGCGUCUUCAAACGGCUCCAACUGAAUCUCAGAUACGUGAUAUUGCCUUCUGGCUUUCAGAAGUUCAUAGGGAUUCCACUGGCUUGAGUACUGACAGCCUCCAGGAUGCUGGAUAUCCAGGAGCUGCCUCCCUUGGUGACAUGAUUUGUGGAAUGGCAGUGGCUAAGAUCACUUCCAAGGAUAUUCUUUUCUGGUUCAGGUCACAUACAGCUGCUGAAAUUAAAUGGGGAGGUGCAAAGCAUGAUCCAUCUGACAAGGACGACAACAGAAGGAUGCACCCAAGGUUGUCCUUCAAGGCAUUCCUUGAGGUUGUCAAGAUGAAGAGUUUGCCAUGGAAUGACUACGAGAUGGAUGCUAUUCACUCAUUGCAACUUAUACUUAGAGGUACGCUGAAUGAUGCCACAAAGCCGGCCCAGACAUCUGGUUUAGAUAACCAGAUUGGUGAUCUCAAACUUGAUGGGCUUGCUGAAUUGCAGGCAGUGACAAGUGAAAUGGUUCGCCUGAUGGAAACAGCAACUGUUCCAAUCUUAGCAGUAGAUGGCAAUGGAUUGGUCAAUGGGUGGAAUCAAAAGGUAGCAGAAUUGACAGGAUUGAGAGUUGAUGAGGCUAUAGGAAGACACAUACUUACACUUGUGGAAGAUUCUUCUGUAUCAACUGUUCAGAGGAUGCUAUACUUGGCUCUGCAGGGCAGAGAAGAGAAGGAAGUUCGAUUUGAGUUGAAAACACAUGGCUCCAAGAGGGAUGAUGGCCCUGUUAUCUUGGUUGUAAAUGCCUGUGCCAGUCGUGACCUUCAUGACCAUGUUGUUGGGGUGUGCUUUGUAGCCCAGGAUAUGACUGUUCAUAAGUUGGUCAUGGACAAAUUUACUCGUGUUGAAGGGGACUACAAGGCAAUCGUUCAUAACCCGAACCCACUCAUUCCUCCCAUAUUUGGUGCUGACCAAUUUGGGUGGUGCUCUGAGUGGAAUGCAGCGAUGACCAAGCUUACCGGGUGGCACAGAGAUGAGGUGAUUGAUAAGAUGCUCCUUGGUGAGGUUUUUGAUAGCAGUAAUGCUUCCUGCCUUUUGAAGAACAAAGAUGCAUUUGUGCGUCUUUGCAUUAUCAUCAAUAGUGCAUUAGCCGGUGACGAGGCAGAAAAGGCUCCAUUUGGCUUCUUCGAUCGAAAUGGGAAGCACAUUGAGUGUCUUCUUUCAGUGAACAGAAAAGUAAAUGCAGAUGGUGUUGUCACUGGAGUGUUCUGUUUCAUUCAUGUUCCUAGUGAUGAGCUGCAGCAUGCACUACAUGUGCAGCAAGCCUCGGAACAAACAGCAGUGAGAAGGCUGAAGGCUUUCUCGUACAUGCGACAUGCCAUCAACACACCUCUCUCAGGUAUGCUUUACUCUAGGGAAGCACUCAAGAGCACAGGUCUGAAUGAAGAGCAGAUGAGGCAGGUCCAUGUUGCAGAUAGUUGUCAUCACCAGCUAAACAAGAUACUUUCCGACUUAGAUCAAGAUAACAUUACUGACAAGUCAAGUUGUUUGGAUUUGGAUAUGGCUGAAUUUGUGUUGCAAGAUGUGGUGGUGGCUGCAGUCAGUCAAGUACUGAUAGGUUGCCAGGAUAAAGGGAUCAGAGUUUCUUGCAACCUGCCAGAGAGAUUCAUGAAGCAAAAAGUGUACGGGGAUGGUAUUCGAAUCCAGCAGAUCCUCUCUGACUUCCUAUUUGUUUCGGUGAAGUUCUCUCCUGUUGGAGGUUCUGUUGAUAUCUCUUCCAAACUGACUAAGAACAGCAUUGGGGAAAGCCUCCAUCUCAUAGACCUGGAGCUUAGGAUCAAGCACCAGGGAACAGGUGUUCCAGCAGAAAUACUAUCACAAAUGUACGAGGAGGACAAUAAGGAACAGUCAGAAGAGGGGUUGAGCCUUCUUGUUUCUAGAAACCUUCUGAGGCUCAUGAAUGGUGAUAUUCGUCACCUGAGGGAAGCUGGCAUGUCAACCUUCAUCCUUACCGUGGAACUUGCCUCUGCUCCUGCCGCCGGUGGACAUUGAAGCCAACACUGCAACAAGUGGUUUCGAAUGCUCUCUUUCAGUUCAUUCGGAAAACCAGAUGGUUCGUGGAGAAUGGGAAUGCUGCAGGUUGUAGGGCCACUGAAUGCAUGAAUAAGUUUGACUUGUAUGGUUGUUUGUCAGGGUGGAAAAGGUUGUACGGGCAUAAUAGGCCCUGUAUUUCUGCCCUGUUUCUACCUGUUAUCCAACUGUGUAGUUUUUUUAUCCUUUCAGAAACAGAAAAUCCUUCCGUGUAAGUUUCAAGUUUAAGUUAACAUGAAUAAAGCGUCAAUUUUAGCUGCA
Panicum hallii is the source of this 3906-nucleotide messenger RNA. Its product is annotated as phytochrome a. Gene Ontology annotation, cellular component: nucleus. Gene Ontology annotation, molecular function: phosphorelay sensor kinase activity; photoreceptor activity; protein homodimerization activity. The coding region runs from base 214 to 3606 and encodes 1130 amino acids. Gene Ontology annotation, biological process: detection of visible light; regulation of DNA-templated transcription; protein-tetrapyrrole linkage. The record is from RefSeq and is a predicted model, not a curated record. The transcript has 6 exons. Lineage: Eukaryota; Viridiplantae; Streptophyta; Magnoliopsida; Poales; Poaceae.